Molecule: messenger RNA, 568 nt
Organism: Aspergillus wentii DTO 134E9
Lineage: Eukaryota; Fungi; Ascomycota; Eurotiomycetes; Eurotiales; Aspergillaceae
Exons: 1
Coding region: 138-434 (98 amino acids)
Source: RefSeq, a predicted model, not a curated record
GUUGGCGAAGCGUAAAUAAGACAUACUCAGCUUGUGCGGCAAUAUUGAGGACAAAUGGGCGUCUCCCAUCCAUUCCUUUUUGAUUAAUCUGUUGCUUCUCCCAGAGGAGAGACUACGCCGCAAUUUCGAGCUGCCUUAUGAGGUUUCCUUGUUAUCAAGUAUCUGCGCGUCAGUCUUGUUUGGUAUCUGAUUCAGCGACCUUGGGCUUGUAUCUUGCGUUAAUUGGCCCUACAGCCCUGGGUCCAAGCUCUCAUUGCCGUCGACAGAACUUGGUGGGCAUUGAAGAUCAUGAUUCGGGAUCUCCCUCACCCUGUCGGACGAUCUGCUUCCAGCCUUUCUAUAAGCCUACGGUUCUUCAACUGCGCCUCGAAGCGAGUACCGUGGUUUUACUACUCUCCUUCCUUAUAUCGACAUUUGUUCCUAAGCGCUGUUGACCGAGUGAUGCAAGAAUGAGACUUCUGGAAAGCUCACCUCCUCUUGGCAAAUGUACUUGACAAAAAUUCUUCGGUCUACGCACAAAUACUAGUGAAUUUUUUUUACGCGACCCUUUUGCGGCGCAGACAGUGGA